AUGCGUUGGUGUAACUUUGUUACACUGAGCGAAGUCCUAUGGCUCUCUUGCCUUAGCUCUGGGUCUGCCAGUAUCCUCCCAAAGGAGAGCCUUGUCCUGAGACAAACCCCUCCGAACCAAAAAGGCUUCGUCUAUCGCGGUGAUGGAAGAUCACCCCGAGACAUUCGUGGAACCGGCGGAUUCCAGCCACAAGGCGACGGCUGGGAGGACUAUGAUCCAUCUUUCGACCUUGAUCGACACUAUACUGCUGGUCCAAACGGUUGCGGGCUAGACGACUUCGACGAGCCCCAUUUCGUCUUUAGGACCGCCUAUGUUUCGACGGCACUAGGGCAGCCUACAGCAGAAACGUAUGGCCAAUGGCUUUACGAAAUUCGUGCAACACCAAACAUUCUGGACAACGAUUUCAGCGAAGGCGAAGUUAUGGCGCUUGGCGGAAUCCACUGGAGACAGAUUCGAAGAUAUACACGAAUGAGAGACACUACCGACAACAGAGUUGAUGAAGCGUCCUGGAUCGAUAAUCCUGAGUAUGACGCCGAAACAUACGAAAGAGGGCCAAAUGACUCUAGAUGCCGCGUUAGCACCACCUUUCCAGGCAUUCUAGCUGGUGAUUCGAAUAACACCGAUUCGGACAGCAGCAACUCUGACAACGAGUCCAAUGAAACCACUCCUCCACGCCGCCUGUUCAGCGCAGCGGACCGUUUCAUGGACCAGACUCCUGGCGUGUUCGAACUAUACGGUGGAUUUCCGCCUAGCUUCACACAGUAUGCCCCUAGGGACGAUGUUCCCGGGCCGGACCAUCCUGCGCCGCCGGAAGCAGCAGAUGCCCAAGUCGGGAGCCUUUUGCAGCAUUAUAUCGACAUGGGAGCUCAAGAACUCGACCGACUCUUUCCCGAUGGCAACCAGAUGCUACAGGAGCUUCUGAGAGAUAUCAACCCUGUUGGGUGUCCCUCAGUCACAGGCUUCGGGUCGCAUUUGGGUAGAUCAAACCUGAGGGUUGAUCAGAGAGCUCGCAGAGCAGUGGCCAGUAAACAGGGUUGCUGCAAGAUACUUUCAGGUUUCAGAAAGAAGACACAGGAAAAAGGUGCGCAGCUAGAUGUUGAUAUUUGCAAGAAUAGCCAUCUCAACCCACCUUGCACCACCAUCAAAGCCCCCCGCGGCAAGUGCGUCGCCGUGCCGCAGGAGUACAAGGACAACGUAUCUGGCGUGAAGGUGCACGACACUGCCGGCAUUUGCCGUUUUUAUUUGAAACCUGAGUGCCAGGGCGAGUACUUCGAAGGUGGUCACCACGGCGUUGAUCUCUAUCAGUCGCGCCCCAAAUUCAAUGACAAGGUCGCUUCCUUUCUUUGCAACACGCUCAAACUAGAUGCGGCACCCGAGCGAUGGGAAUGGGCCCCAGAAAGUGAAAAGGCACUCUGCGCUCGUGUGGAUAAGUUGUCCUUUGACUUUGAGCUGGCUAACAAUUAUGGAUCGGGAACGUACGAUAAGAUCAAGCUGGACUUCAAGGGCGCGGGGCAGAAGCCACACGUCAUAGUGGAAGGCCCCUCGCCAGGCUACAAGACUUAUCAGGAGAUUGACAUGGUGGACAUUUUUGGAAUGGAGACUGUUGCGCUUGACCAGAUCAAAAGACUCCGCCUUCUUGAUGAGAUUACAGACCAUUGGUUUGGAGGAGACCCCUGGGAUGUCUUUGGGAUCACGCUAAAGGCACGAUGCGCAGGCUCCGGGAUCGACAUUGUGCUCGACAAGUUCGCCUCCCUUAACAAGGAAUUGCAGGCCAAGCCUACCGAGCCAGGCCGGUUCCAGUAUAACAGGGACUGGCAGGCCUGGGCCGACAAUGUUGACACCAAAAACUGGGCUGCUAAGCCUCUAUGUAGCCAUUUCCAAAGCCUCGACAUCAAUCUGCACAUCGCCGAUGCAAACUGGGCUGGAACUGACAACAACCUAUACGCCAAGGUGGGCGAGGGCAGGUUUCUGCUCGCUCGCCAUCCUUCUCGCCGGGAAGUGUUCACCGUCGACAUCGAUCUAAAGAAGGCUUACAGCACCAAGCUCGUCCCCGUUCCAAAAGUUGAGCUUGUGGGUAUCUCGAGUGAAGGCGGAAACGACGCGGUGCUGCCUAGCGAAGUGACGGUAUACGGAAUCUGCUCGGGAGCACAUACAUCACUCUCUGUUAAGCAGGAAAUCAAGGACUGGGUGUAUGAUGGCCAGCAGUUGAACAUUAAGCUGACUCCCGAGAUGUGGGUAAAGGUUUAG
Akanthomyces muscarius is the source of this 2247-nucleotide messenger RNA. RefSeq lists its product as uncharacterized. The transcript is spliced from 8 exons. NCBI's taxonomy places the organism in Eukaryota, Fungi, Ascomycota, Sordariomycetes, Hypocreales, Cordycipitaceae. Gene Ontology annotation, molecular function: toxin activity. Bases 1 to 2247 code for a protein of 748 amino acids. The record is from RefSeq and is a predicted model, not a curated record.